This is a messenger RNA of Pedinophyceae sp. YPF-701, 1962 nucleotides long. NCBI's taxonomy places the organism in Eukaryota, Viridiplantae, Chlorophyta, Pedinophyceae. The record is from the annotation of a GenBank genome assembly.
AUGAACGUGCUCGCCGGCCUGUGGAUGGGCGGCAUGGGGAGCCGGACGGGCUCCCUCGCGCACAUCGCCGAGUACCGGAAGGCAGAGAGCACCAACUCACUCCAGAACGCUUCCAGCGCCGUGGACUGCAACACCGGGUCGCUCCUGGAGUACGAGACGCUCGAGCUGAGAAUCUCGCCGCCUAACGUUUCUAUCGACACGGAAACGGACCCCUGCUCGACGGUCAUCACCGUGGACUCGGCCAACCGGCCGGGCACCUUGAUCGAGCUCGUCCAGCACUUUACGAUGCUCGGACUCAACGUCAAGUCCGCCAAGAUCUCCUCCGACGGCGGAUGGUUCGUCGACGUGUUCCACCUGACCGACGCCGAGGGCAACAAGGUCACCGACGAGCGCAAGCUCUCGAGCAUCAGUCGCAUGCUGAACAUCCGCGCCGCUGCGGCGGAGGCUGCCGAGGCCAAGGGCAGCCCCGGCGCGACCGCCACGGUCUUCGAGGCCGCGGGGCCGGACGUCCCCGGCAUGCUCUCGGACCUCGUCCAGCUCCUGACCUCCAACGGCUGCGACGUGCGCUCCGUGGCCCUGUGGACGUACCACGGGCGCUGCGCCAUGGUGAUCUCGGUCACCGAGGGCAGCCAGCCGAUCCUGGACCCGUACCGGCAGGAGAAGCUCCAGCAGUACAUGACGGACCUCAUCGCGAGGAAGGGCCUCAGCGCGGGGGGCAACUCGCGCCCGCCGGUCGUGCGCUGCGCCAACGUGCACGGCGAGAUCUCCCACGAGCGCCGCCUCCACCAGCUCAUGCUCCUCGAGGAGGGCUUCGAGUGGCAGCGCGGCGGCGGCGCCGACUCCGCCGCGGAGGCCAGCUCGGCCCACGGCGCGCCGCCGCCCGAGGCCGAGGACUGCACGCCCGUCGACGUCAAGCCCGACGUGCAGAUCACCUUCUCGGACCGCCAGAACUACUGGGAGGUCCUCGUGCAGUGCGCGGACCGCCCGAAGCUCCUCUUCGACGCCACGUGCACCCUCGCCGACCUGCAGAUGGACAUUUUCCACGCCACGGUCGACACGGACGGCAACGACGCGUGCCUCGAGUACUACGUCCGGCCGCGCAUGGGCGACGCCGGGUUCGACCGCGCGCAGGCCGACCGCCUCGCGGCGCAGCUCGAGCGCGCCAUCACGCGCCGCUUCCCCAAGGGGCUGAAGCUCGACGUGCAGGCGUGCGACCGCAAGGAGCUGCUCCCGGAGCUGCUGCAGCAGCUGAAGCGCGCGGGGCUGUCGGUGACGCGCGCGAAGGUGGUCGAGGGCCCCGGGGGCAGCGGCGCGAUGCUGCACCGCUUCUACCUGAUGCGGGACGACGGGGGGUUCCCGUCGCGGCAGCGGAUCAAGGAGGCGUGCAUGGGCGUGGGCGGGCGGAUGUGCUCGGGCGAGGCGGAGACGCCGACGGGGUCGAUGACCGUCGGGAGGCGCAGCGGCGGCGCCGAGUCGGUCGGCGCGCACAGCGAGGCGGGGAGCGACGCGAUCGCCUCGCGGCUGAGCGCGGACCACGUCGGGGGCACGCCGGCGUCGGCGAGCGGCGGGCACCAAUUCAGCUUCCAGUUCGGGCGGCGCGGGUCGGGCGUCCACCGGCGCAUGCAGUCGGGCGCGUCCACGGCGGACGGCACGGGCCACGGCCGGGACGCGUGGUCGUCCGCGCUGUACUCGCGCUCCCCCGCGGAGGGCAUGGCGCAGCUGAGCCUCGACGGCGCGGCGGCGUCCGGCAGCGUGAGCAGGCGCGGCACGCGCAAAGUGGGCGGGUCGUGCCUGCGCAACGCCAGCGCGAUCGAGGCGCAGGACGCCGGCAGCCAGGAGCUGGCGGCGGCUGCGUCUAUGGAGCUGCCGCGCGUGAGGGUGGUGACGCCCGCGGGCGCGCCGCUGCGCGCACCGGAGACGGUGACGGAGGAGGGGGCGGCCAAGGAGGGGGGGGAGUCGUGA